UCGAUCGUUUUGGGCCGAGGCGCACUUGACCAUGGUAAGGAGUCGGCAAACCAACGACUUCGCCGUCGCGACUCCAGAGUAAAGGAGUGGGAGGUGAGCCGGCGAAGAGAGAGCGAAAUCUGUGUUCAUCGAUCGGUGGUCAAAUUCGGUAGUGGAGGUGAUCUGUAAAAGAUUCACCAGCUGAUCGCUCGUAGAUGGAUUGAGUGGAUUCACCGACAAGCACUCUUCAUCUUUCCGCCCUCGACGCAGAUCUCUCUAUCCGUGUUUGUUUCGAUCGACCUGCGUGAUAAGUAUUCAGUGAAGUUUCAUGUGUUUCUUGAUUGUGCUUUAGGGUUUUGGGUUGAGGUUGACAGUGACUUGUCUUUAACCGGCACUUGUGUAAUUUGGCUGACUCAAUGGCUGUUUAUCAUUCUUCAUCAACUAACAAUGAUAGAGUUGGCGUGCUUGAGAUUUGUCUCAAAGACAUACUUGUCGAGAUUAAGCCAGUGGAGAGUCAUAGAGUUGAACGGAUUAAUGCAAUUCGUCAAUUGGAAGAAUGUCUUAGAGGUUUGCUAGUCUUUCGAGGUGUUGUGGUGUCAUUGAAGCCAUUUGGAUCCUUUGUCUCCAACCUUUACACCAAAUGGGGUGACCUAGAUGUAUCAGUUCAGAUUGAUAACACCCCACCAAACAGUAUAAGCAGAAAUACAAAAAGAUAUUACCUCAAGCAUAUACUGCAUGCUUUGCGAAGAACUGGUCUUGCUCGGAAUACCCAGUACAUUCCAAAUGCAAGAGUCCCUCUCCUUAAAUACAUUAGCAGGCACCAUAAUAUUUCUUUUGAUGUCUCCAUUAACAACCAUUUUGGUGUAAUGAAGUCCAGCAUUCUCAAAUGGCUCUCUGAAAUAGAUGAUCGUUUCCGUGACAUGGUUUUAGUGACGAAAGAGUGGGCCAAAGCACAAAAUAUCAACGAUGCAAAGUCUGGGACUUUAAAUUCUUACUCACUUUGUCUGUUGGUUAUCUUUCAUUUUCAGACGUGUGAUCCACCAAUUUUACCACCCCUGCGAGUGAUCUGUGAAGGAAGCAUUUCCAAUCAAGAAUGGAGCAGCUUUUCUGAGAGACAUGUUGAGGAUGUGUGUUCUGCAAAUAUACAGAGGUUCAGAUCCAGGAGACGUAUUAACAAAAGCUCCCUUGCCCAACUUUUGGUGUCCUUUUUCGACAAGUUGUCAGGUAUUGGAAAUUCAGCUUCGGAGUAUAGCAUCUCCACGUUUGAAGGACGAUUGGAAAGCAUCACCAGUGGAUUGAGAUCGCCCCUCAUUAUAGAGGAUCCUUUCGAGCGAUCUGAAAAUGCUGCCAGAACUGUCCGCGCGCUUGAACUACAUAAGAUAUCGAAUGCCUUCCGCGAUGCACAUGACAAGCUCUCUUCUAGUUUGGUGCUUUCUGAUCGAGACUCCUUGAUUUUUCUUUUAACUCGUCCUAUCCUGGCUUCUAGGCUUAGAGACCAGCAACCGGUGACAAAUUACAAUACCAGGAGCCAGCAUUCCAAUUUUGCUACAAUUGGUGUCCUUGAGCGUCAGUUUGAGAACACGGUGAGGCUGGAUAGGAUGCAUUCUCAGGCCUCCACUUCAGUUGCUAGCAUCCGACCGUCAUAUCGUAACUUCUAAGUGUGUAUUUUUCUGUUUUUGGUUUGACUGUGACUGGCUUGUUAGUGUUGCUGCAUUUGGUGUUAAAUUAUGUGAUAUCAAGAUUGUAGAAAUUGAGCCAGAUUUAGCUAACAUUGUAUUUCUUAAGACGUUUGAGCAUAGUUCUUAACA
Messenger RNA from Zingiber officinale, 1787 nucleotides. Its product is annotated as protein HESO1-like. The coding region runs from base 396 to 1637 and encodes 413 amino acids. NCBI's taxonomy places the organism in Eukaryota, Viridiplantae, Streptophyta, Magnoliopsida, Zingiberales, Zingiberaceae. The record is from RefSeq and is a predicted model, not a curated record. The transcript is spliced from 9 exons. Gene Ontology annotation, molecular function: RNA uridylyltransferase activity.